Girardinichthys multiradiatus is the source of this 1250-nucleotide messenger RNA. RefSeq names its product protein SCO2 homolog, mitochondrial (gene sco2). Gene Ontology annotation, biological process: mitochondrial respiratory chain complex IV assembly; intracellular copper ion homeostasis. Gene Ontology annotation, cellular component: mitochondrial inner membrane. Bases 193 to 993 code for a protein of 266 amino acids. Gene Ontology annotation, molecular function: copper ion binding; copper chaperone activity. The record is from RefSeq and is a predicted model, not a curated record. The transcript has 3 exons. Lineage: Eukaryota; Metazoa; Chordata; Actinopteri; Cyprinodontiformes; Goodeidae.
GGCAGUCCGGCGGUGUUUCUGGUCCGGGUGGAAAACGCAAUAAUGUGUUUUUAUCAUAUGUGAGCGGCAGCGAAGGCUGGUGGUUCUGGAUUGAUCAGUCCAGCUGGCUGUCUGGUUCUGUAACCGCUGGGCCCACUGAGCUGAAGCAUAACCCCGGUUCGGUUGCAGAAUUCUGUUGAGUGGCAGUCAGCCAUGUCGGGAAUGAGGUACAUCCUCAACCAUCUCCAUGCAGGAGGAGGAGUCUUGCUGCGUCUCCAGAGAACAGGCCAGUCUCCGUUUGGUCUGAAUGGACAACUUUCUCAGCAGACUCUGACCCGGUCCUUCUCCCGGGCUCCGGACUCGUCGACCUCUCAGGCAAGACUGAAGUUACGGACCCGGCUGGCGGUCACUUUGUUGUUCGGUGGAGGUCUGAUGGGGGUGUGGUGGUAUGUGGACUCUGAGAAGCAGCAGAGGCACCGGCAGCAGCGCGUGGACCAGCUCAAGAAGGUGGCUCUAGGUCAAGGGACCUUCAGCCUGCUGGACCACAUGGGCCGACGCCGGGCCAAGCAGGAUUUUCUGGGGAGCUGGGUCCUGAUGUAUUUUGGCUUCACGCAUUGUCCCGACAUCUGUCCUGACGAGCUGGACAAGCUAAGCGCCGUGGUGUCCGCUCUGGACCAGGACCCCUCCCUACCACCCAUCCAGCCGCUCUUCAUCACUGUGGACCCGGAGAGGGAUGACGUUGCGGCGCUGGCCCGCUACGUUAGAGACUUUCACCCCCGGCUAAUCGGACUGACGGGAACCCCGGAGGAGGUGAAGCAUGCGGGUCAGGAUUACAGGGUGUACGCCAGCCCUGGACCCAAAGACGAGGAUGGAGACUACAUUGUGGACCACACCAUUCUGAUCUACCUGGUGAGUCCGGAUGGACUGUUCCUGGAUUAUUACAACAGGAUGAAGAGCCAGGAGCAUAUUGUGGAGAGCAUCAGGAACCACGUCAAGAACUAUGUCAGACUGUAGAGACAAAGUUCUCCAACUAGAAACGUCAAAUCUUCCUCGGACUACCCAGAACUGCACACAUUCACGGGCAGCAACAGGAGGAUGGUUCUGCAGCCACCAUUAGCACUCCUCAGCAGGUCUUUCGUUGUUUCAAACAUACACGUGUUAAUGAACAUGUUUACUUUGAGGAUCAGAUUGAAUAAAAACAUUCAGCUUCUUUUGUGUUUUUGGACAAACUGAAUUUUCCAGUCCAAUAAAAUGAUUCCUGUUUGCAAAAA